Messenger RNA from Lentinula edodes (shiitake mushroom), 3189 nucleotides. Its product is annotated as Sec34-like family-domain-containing protein. Bases 1 to 3189 code for a protein of 1062 amino acids. Gene Ontology annotation, cellular component: membrane; COG complex; cis-Golgi network. The record is from RefSeq and is a predicted model, not a curated record. Gene Ontology annotation, biological process: intra-Golgi vesicle-mediated transport; Golgi organization; intracellular protein transport. The transcript has 9 exons. Lineage: Eukaryota; Fungi; Basidiomycota; Agaricomycetes; Agaricales; Omphalotaceae.
AUGUCACGUAGAGGGACCACACCAAAUCCAUUACCUCUCGGCUCCUUUUCCUCACAUUUUGCCCAGCUCACAUCUCAAUCCCAGCCGGUACAGAAGCAGCCUCAAGCCAGACCUAAUACUCUUGCACCAAGAGCUUCACCGCUUGCCAGAAGUCCCUCUGGUCUCAAUUCAGCAAAUGUACUUAGUGUCGAAGAAUGGGAGACCAAAGCACCUCUAAACGAUCUACAAAUAAGAUGCGUAGCUGCUGUCAAAAAAGCAAGUGAAAUCAAAAGAGUUCCGGACAAAUUUGAUACUGCUAGUAAUGAAAAAGAUUCCCCGUCUCGUCCCUCUACUCCGCUCGCAAAAAGGCUCUUACCAUCCGCCAUCACACCAGGAACGCCAGGUUCCAGCUCGCGACCUGGAACACCGUCUCGCUUUGGGCCAGCUAGCCAUAAACUUCAUCCCAAAUAUCCUUUGCAUACUCCCCAGCAAUUCUAUGAUUGGCAUGCGCUAAUAUCGCGCUCAGUCACUCAUGCGCAAGAGUCCCAUUUUCGCGCACAUCUCGAUUCAGUUUCGUCUCACAUCGAAACAUGCGAUUUUCUUAUUUCCCAAAUAGAUCAGGUAGAGGAUGAGAUCACCUCAAUGCAUUUUCAAUGGCAAGGUGUAGAAGAUGGCGGUCGAAGCUUGAAGGAAUCUAGUGAAGGGUUAUUGAUUGAGCGCGACUCACUUCUUAAACUGGAGAGUGAGUUAGGUGAAAGAUUGGAUUACUUUAAAGAGCUGGAGUAUGCAACGCGCAUGUUAAACGCUUCUGUGCUCGAGGGUUCUGCAGGAAAGGGGGGAAGGCCACUUGUUAUGGAGUUUGAAUUCUUGGAUAUGGUGGAAAGAGUGGUCAUUUGCAUCCAAUGGCUGGAAGCGCACAGGCAUUACCGAGAAGCAGAAAUUUAUCUCUUAAGAUUUCAUCAAUGUUUGACCAGGGCUAUGACUCUAAUUAAAAUGUACUUCGUCGGAAGCCUUAGGGCCGUUCAAGCAGAUGUCGCACGGAGAUUCGGUGAUAAGGCUACAUCUUCCUCUACGCAAACCACGCAUCAUCUUUUGUAUACGCGUUUCCGCGCUCUGAUUUCUCCUCCAUCCAGCACAACACCCACCCAUGUCCCUUCUUCCCUACGGCCCCUUCUUCUUGAACUUGAAUAUCGCGCUCGGAGCUAUCCUGCGGAACUCGGUGCCCUACUUGGGGAGUGUCACUCUGCUUAUCUCACGGCUCGCAAGGCGCUGGUAGGACCAGUGGUACGUGCAGAAGUCGAAGGCCUUGUGAAGGCGGUCGACUUAGCUUCAAGUGCGGGAGGUACGAGUGAUGUCGUUGAACUAACAAGAGUUGGGUGUAGCUACGUGAAACAACUCUGCACCGACGAGUUUGACCUGUUCAAGGAGUUUUUUACCACAGGCGAAGAAAUUUUAUACAAUUAUCUCGAAACUCUCUGCGAUUAUCUUUAUGACGACCUUCGCCCUCGGAUACUACAUGAACCUCGACUGACGGCUCUCUGCGAGGUUUGCACCGUUCUACAAGCCUUGAUGAUUUUGGACGUGCGCGUCGAUGACGACGGUGAGAGCGAGAACGACUCUGCAGAUGUCGAAGAAAAACUCGGGCUUGACCUUAACCUUGAUCCAACCCUUCGCACUCCUGACCCCAACUCCAGCGCGCUUGGACAUUUAAAACCCCGGCUCCAUAUUGCGCAGCUGCUCCAGAUGAUAUUGCAAGAUGCACAAACAAGACUUUUCUUCAAAGCUCAAGCUAUAGUGCAAAGUGAUAUUCGACACUACGUUGCAAAAGACGAUGAUCUUGCUUAUCCAGCUAGGUUGUUAAAUGCUGUCGGGCUCAGCGACUCUUUGUUGAGGGACAGGGCAAAUGAAAAGGAGAGCUUCAGCCAAAUGUGGUCCACACAACUGGGGUCAGAUAAAGAUCACGGAGCAUCGUUGGACAACCAGCAAACAUGGUUUCCAACAUUGCGCAAGACGAUACUGGUGUUGGAACAAUUGCAUGAGUUUGUCAACCCAGCGAUUUUCGAGGAUAUUGCGGAAGAAGCGAUCGUACUUUGCCAAUCAUCAUUGGUCGCUGCUUCUGAAAACAUAGUCAAUUCUGCUUCCUCUUCCUCUAAUCGUCUCGCCCCGCUGUCCGAAACAGCAAAUACGGCAUCUUUGAUAUCUGAGCCUAUCGCUCGAAGCACUCUGCUGGAUGGUUACCUCUUCCUCGUGCGGCAUCUACUAAUAUUGAGGGAAGUACCGGUUAGGUUUGGUCUCAUCACAGAGAGUACCGACAAUUCUGCGAACACGAACGCCGCACGAACUACAGAUUGGGGCGCGCUUUCGGGACCUGGUCCUCAGAAAGUAGGUGUGGGUACAUCAAACAGUGUCACCGAUACUUUAGCGUCUAUUUUCGGAGGUGGUUCUGCGGCAUCUUUACUUGCGACAUUAGGGGUCCUUCCGAGUGAUUUUGGUGACGCUGUAGCUGGUAGGCCAGACAGUAAACGGACGAUUGACAAUGCUAAAAGGUCGAUCAAUCAGUCUCUUCGAUUAGCAUGCGAGAACACUAUUGCCACAUGUACGAACGAGGUUUGUGAACCUUUGCGAAUGUGGGUCGAGCGUGUCGGAGCUUUCAGCGCAACCUCUGUGUCUUCGAAGGGUGACUUUCAUACAUCGCCUUCAGCCACGAUGAAUAUCUCAGUCUCUUCUUCGAAUCAAUCUGUGGGAUCAAAAGAUGUGAAAGGAAUGCCGGACUGGGCAUCCCCAGCCUCCGCAAGUGAGGUGGAUCACAAUUUCAAGAUGGCAUGCGAGGAAAAAUUGUUACUGGCCGUACGGAAAAUACGGCUAUAUCUAGGUGGAGUAGAAACAGGAGAGGAAGAAAACAAGAACUUGAAUAAUAUAAAUGGGAACAUCCACGAUGGUGAAAAGCGGCCGGUCUCUUCCCCGAAUACAUCUGCGCGGGCUCUUUCCAACGUUAUCGUACAGCAUGUCCAAGAGCGCAUCGGGGAGGAAUACGCAUGGUUCCGGGAUGUGAUGUGGGGAAUGUCUACAGAUGCUGGUACGUCGGAUAAGACAGGAGUGUCAGCACUGUAUACGGAAGAGCAAGUGAAGGAGUUGCAGGAGUUGCGGGAGAGAAUUUUGGAUCAAAGAACGUUGAAAGCUAUGUUGAAGGGGAUCACUGAGGGGCAAUGA